Molecule: messenger RNA, 3542 nt
Organism: Scophthalmus maximus (turbot)
Lineage: Eukaryota; Metazoa; Chordata; Actinopteri; Pleuronectiformes; Scophthalmidae
Gene: mccc1
Product: methylcrotonyl-CoA carboxylase subunit
Exons: 19
Coding region: 217-2379 (720 amino acids)
Cellular component (GO): mitochondrion
Molecular function (GO): ATP binding; metal ion binding; methylcrotonoyl-CoA carboxylase activity
Source: RefSeq, a predicted model, not a curated record
GUAUUCGUCUAUAUUUGGGUAUUUAAACCCCCAGAUAUGUAUCUCUGAUUUGAGUUGAGUGGUCAGCUGUGGUUAGAACAGAACCAGGCCGAAUUUUAGGGUAUUUUUUAUUGAAUUAUCACUUCGCCUUUUUCCCCACGGUUCAGCUGGUCAGUCAGCUAGUAAGCUAGCCAAGCUAAGCUAGCAGCUAGCAGCUACCUCCAGCAGUUGGCAGCCAUGGCUGCAGUCAUCCUGAGUGUCCCCACUCUGCAGGGCCUGAGGAUAUUCUCACAAAAACUGUCAUGGGCCAAAGGAGGCGUGAGGCUCGUGUCAGGAGAUGUGCGGAGAAUAGAGAAAGUGUUGAUCGCCAACCGCGGAGAGAUCGCGUGCCGCGUGAUGCGCACGGCGAAGAAGAUGGGCGUCCGCUCUGUGGCGGUGUACAGCGACGCAGACAGACACUCCAUGCACGUGGCCAUGGCCGACGAAGCCUACCACAUUGGUCCUGCGCCCUCCCAGCAGAGUUACCUCUCCAUGGAGAAAGUUUUGGAAGUGGCCAAGAUGUCGGGAUCACACGCUGUCCACCCUGGCUACGGCUUCCUAUCAGAAAACACAGAGUUUGCAGAGGCGUGUAAACAGGAAGGCAUCAUCUUCAUUGGGCCUCCUUCCUCUGCCAUUCGAGACAUGGGCAUCAAAAGCACAUCUAAACACAUCAUGUCAGCUGCUGGAGUGCCAAUCAUCGGCGGUUACCACGGAGAGGACCAAUCAGACAAGAGGCUGCAAGCGGAGGCUGCUCAGAUCGGAUACCCUGUGAUGAUUAAAGCAGUCCGCGGUGGAGGAGGGAAGGGGAUGCGUAUCGCAAGCUCAGACGCAGACUUCUUGGAGCAGUUGGAGUCAGCGAGACGAGAAGCCAGAAAGUCCUUCAACGAUGACGUCAUGCUGGUCGAGAAGUUUGUAGAGGACCCCAGACACGUGGAGGUCCAGGUGUUCGGGGACAUGCAUGGUAACGCUGUCUAUCUGUUUGAAAGAGACUGCAGCGUCCAGAGGAGACAUCAGAAAAUCAUCGAGGAGGCACCGGGGCCUGGUAUAAGUCCUGAGGUUCGCAGGAAACUUGGAGAAGCAGCAGUUAAAGCAGCCAAGGCGGUUAACUACGUCGGGGCAGGUACGGUUGAGUUUAUAAUGGACGCCAAUCAUAACUUCUACUUCAUGGAGAUGAACACCAGGCUGCAGGUGGAACAUCCCGUCUCCGAGAUGAUCACUGGGACCGACCUGGUGGAGUGGCAGCUCAGGGUGGCAGCAGGCGAGCGCCUCCCUCUCCUCCAGGAUGACAUCAUCUUAGGGGGCCACUCGUUCGAGGCCCGCAUCUAUGCCGAGGACCCGAACAACGACUUCCUGCCGGGGGCGGGGCCUCUGCUACAUCUCUCCACCCCUCAGCCGGACCAGUACACUCGCAUCGAGACGGGAGUCAGGGAAGGGGACGAGGUUUCGGUACACUAUGACCCAAUGAUCGCCAAGCUUGUUGUGUGGGGGGAGGAUCGAUCGGCUGCCUUGAAGAAAUUGCGGUACUGCUUACGACAGUAUAAUAUCGUGGGACUGAACACAAACAUAGAUUUCCUGCUGAGUCUCUCGGGACACCCGGAGUUCGAGGCGGGGAACGUGACCACCAGCUUCAUCCCGCAGCACUACGCCGACCUGUUCCCCGCUCCCAUAGCUCCGUCCGGGGCCACGAUCUGCCAGGCGGCCCUGGGUCUGGUGCUGCAGGAGAAGAAGAACACGCAGGAGUUCACUCAGGCCUCCACUGACCCCUUCUCUCCGUUUGGCUCCAGCAGUGGCUGGAGAAACAACAUUCAGCUGAACAGAAAUCUGACGCUGCAGGUAGGAGAUAAAAAAGUCGAUGUGCUGAUCCAGUACAACAAAGAUGGAAGCUAUAAUAUGCAGAUUGGUGAGGAGUCGCACCACGUCACCGGAGAGGUGGAGAUGGAGGGCGGAGCUUCGUUCCUCCACUGCUCCGUCGACGGAGAGAAGUCGCGCCCAAAACUGGUGAUGCUGGACAACACGGUCCACCUGUUCUCCACCGAGGGAAGCUCCCAGGUGUCGGUCCCGGUGCCCAAGUACCUGGCAGGCGUGAGCGGCUCCGGGGCUCAGGGCGGAGCCGUGGCCCCCAUGACCGGAACCAUAGAGAAGGUGCUGGUGAAGGUCGGAGAUAAAGUGGCGGUCGGAGACGCGCUGAUGGUGAUGAUCGCCAUGAAGAUGGAGCACACGAUCCGAGCGCCCAAGGCCGGCGUGAUCAAGAAGGUUUUCUUCAGCGAGGGCUCUCAGGCCAAUCGCCACGCUCCUCUGGUGGAGCUGGAGGAGGAGGGGGAGGGGGAGGGGGAGGGUAACGGGGACGGAGGCAGCCAGUGAACGCAUCGCAUCGCAAGCAACUACACAUACAAAGAGACGGGUGGAGGAGGGACCGACGUAGUUACUGUGAGCGACUGGAGCGUCCAGCUGUAGAUGUGAAACAGUGCGGAUCAUGUGUCCGAGUCUGGUUCAGUCUGGAUCGAUGACAAGAAAUUAAUUUGAGACUAUCCAACACUAAAAACAGCGACCGGAAAAGUUCCUGAGUUGAACUUGAGUCACCACAGAAAUCUGUUUGUGUCCUUCUUCGCGACAGAGUUCGGCCUUUUCACGCCACCUGUAUUUUCUGUUUCUGCUUUUCUGUUUUGUAUUUAUUCUUUAUUUUUGCUGUUAGAUUUAAAUCAGGCUGGGUUUUUUUCUUCUUUGUGUUUAAAUUAGUUCUAUUUGUCUUUUCUCUCCUGUUUGUGUUGGUUUCUGUUGCUGGUGAGGGGUUCUAGUCGAGGACUUGGGGAGUUGUUCAGCUACAGUUUGAUGCUGUUGACACAGAUUUUCUUUUUUCUUUUCUUUUACACAAACACAGACAAGUGACGAAAGAGAAUCCAUGUGUAUUAAAUCACAUUUGAGCCAGAAGAUAUUAAGUCGGUGGGAUUGCAAGUGAGAAAUUUGACACAAAAAAAUGGCAGAAUUAACCUUUAGCAGAUUAGGAAUAGUUACUGAUAACUGUCUCAUUUCCACGACCUUAAAAAAAAUUCAUCUUGGAUUAUGCAUUAUGGAUUUAUUGUCACUGCCCAGUGAAAACCAUGUACAUUAUCUAAAAAGUUGUUACACUCCUCCUCUUGUGGACUUAUUGUUUAUUCUAAGACUCUAACAAUAUUUAAAAAUGCCUUAAAACAAGACUGAUUUUCUUAAUCAAAAAAACCUGAUACUUUGAAGCAGUGAUAUAUAUUUUUUUUUGUGAAAAUAUCUUAUGGUUUGCAUUUCAAAUUCUGUCCUUCCAGACUGACCCACAACUCUGACCUUUGAGGAAAAAGAAGGAUUUUGUUUUUGAGACUCGGACGACGUGAACCUCUCUGACUCUGUUCUCACUAACUGCUUUGAGGCCUUGUAGAUUAAAACUGUUCAUACAAACAGGAUCAUUUUGUAGAUAUGUACGACUGGUGAUGUUUUUUAAAUAGAUGAAAAUGAACUGAUCUGAGACUGUAAUAAAAUAAAAUGUUGUCAAAGUA